Sander lucioperca (pikeperch) is the source of this 1256-nucleotide messenger RNA. It is a transcript of the gene churc1, whose product is annotated as churchill domain containing 1. NCBI's taxonomy places the organism in Eukaryota, Metazoa, Chordata, Actinopteri, Perciformes, Percidae. Bases 167 to 505 code for a protein of 112 amino acids. Gene Ontology annotation, biological process: fibroblast growth factor receptor signaling pathway; multicellular organism development; positive regulation of DNA-templated transcription. The transcript has 4 exons. The record is from RefSeq and is a predicted model, not a curated record. Gene Ontology annotation, molecular function: zinc ion binding.
CCUAAAAGAGUCAUACAGCCAUGGGCGAAACCCACGUGACACAGAUACAGGAAAUUACUCUGAGUUGGGGCGUCUCUUCUCUUCCUCUUCUAUUCUCUACAAACCGCAUCUGGCCGUUUACAGUGUUUUAUCGCCAACUGACUUGAAAAAAGAUUUUCAAGUUAAAAUGUGCAACGGCUGUGUGCAAAAAGAAUACCCAGAUCGGGGGAACACUUGUUUGGAGAAUGGCUCUUACCUGAUGAACUACCUGGGCUGUGCCAACUGCCAUCAGAGGGACUUUGUGCUGAUCAGCAAUAAAGCCACAGAGGAUGAUGAUGGAGAGGAGAUCGUAACAUAUGACCAUGUUUGCAAAAAUUGUGACCAUGUCAUCGCCAGGCAUGAAUACACUUUCUCUGUUGUUGAUGAAUACCAGGAGUACACUAUGCUCUGCAUGCUGUGUGGAAAGGCAGAGGACUCCAUCAGUGUAUUACCAGAUGACCCCAGACAGUCUGCGCCUCUCUUCUAGACCUUACACCUGCAGGUCAUGAUUCACUUUUUAGAUAGUGUCACCACCACGGACGUGUUGUUGGCUGCUGGCAUCUGGGUUCCAAUCCUUUUUUUAUCAUGCAUUCAAAAUUGUAUGCACGUCUUCAAUUAAGUACACCGCAUUUUAAGUCUUUGGCUGUUUAUAAAUUACUGUAUGCUGAUAUCAGUUGAGCAGGACAUAUAACUUAGUAUUAUCCUACAAGACAACAACUAUUCUGUAUUUGAAUUUACGAUGUACUGUAAAUAAAUAUUUUUACAUUUUAUUUCCAUCUGCAUUUUACUGCCCAACACAUCAUCUGAUGUUGCAAAGUCAGAAUGACAAAAAAGUCAGAAUGACAAAAAAGUCAGUAUGACAAAAUAAGGGGGUUUACUGUGCAGCUAUAGAAAUAACAGCUUUGUUAUCCAAAAAAUGCUAUAAUUUGUAAUAAAAAAUGGUAAAUAGUUAAUUUCAAAUGUUAGAAUAAAAAAAGUAAAAUGCAUCCACUUAAAUGGUUAUUUUUGCCAAAAGCUUGUCCCUAAAUAGUAUGUCUCAUUGCCACCAAACUGCAGUGUUUUAAACAUGUUCAACUCUGAGCCCAGAUGCUUGGGGAAGAUAAAAUCCAGUCUUCACAGUUAUGACCCUAUUUGUGAAGUUGCUUGAGAUUAAAACUUAAUUUCUGACUUUGGAAACGGCAGUUAACAAAAAAAACAACAACAUACAUUUGUACACUAACAUAGACAAGAAGUCCUUU